UAAUUAAAUUUUUCUAUUAUUACGUGGGGGACUUUUAUUUUGAACAUUACCAAAAUUCAGAGACCCGGAAGUACUUUUUUUUGUGUUGCUAUUGGACACUGAUUAAGCGGGUCCUCUUACUAAACAGUGCAAAGCACCUUCAUUGUGUGGAUUUCAUCGACUUUUGGACCGCUGCAUCGUAGCCUACAGUCUGUUGCUGUUAUUCAUUUAUGAACCGGUUAAGUAACUGUACUUUGACAAUCUCAACACUAUAUAUUGUGUUCAGUCUUGCCGCCGUUAUGAAGGUCAAUCAUACAUAGGCCUACAGUUCACCGCUGUGGGUUUCGAAUUGCUGUAACUGAGCAGUGCCGCACGGACUUUGUACUUUCCUGCCCGAGUAAACUUGUCUGCUCGCACCUUGAUCAGGUAGGUACCGAAAGUGGUAGGCUAAACGAAGCGGUAGCCUAUGUCAGCAUGUCUAUGACAGAAUUGUUGACACUGAAUAACUCUGAGUAAGUAAAUUGGAUACGAAGUUUGAAGCGAAUGUGACUAUUAGCCUAUUUGUUCUGUCGCACAUUAAAGCCAGGACAAAUGGAAUGUCAAUCCCACUAUCUUUACCAAUGUUCGGUUGUUUCUGUCAUGUCUUUUUCUACAGGUCUUCGUCCACCAUGGUUGGGACUUUCCCGCUUCUAGAAGUGCAGCCCACGCGGGGGCUCGUGGAUGAGAAGAUCCAGGUUGUUGUGAGGAACUUACCUCCGGCGCUCUCGGUGACACUACAUUCCCUUCAUUGCUCCGAGGAUAAGGACUUUUGGGAGGCGUUCGGCCAUUACAUUAGCGACGGCCAAGGCACGGUGACGGGUAAGGUUUGUGACCGCUGACCGGGUUUAUAGACGGGGUUCUUGAAUGUAGCCUUGGCCUAACUUCUGUAUGAAAUCCCAUAAGAACUCUGUGGAAUUCAAUUACACUUGUCCCGGUUGUCGCCAUUAAGAUCAGUGUCCCUGCGCUCUGAAACCUGAGAUGCAGGCCAAUGUUUUUGCCUGCUAGUUUGCCUUCUAUUGCUAUCAAGUUACAACAAUAUCGCUGUACAACACAGACAACUCAUUCUUCAGUGGGGUUUAUCAGCUGUUGGCAUCCAACGUUAUAACACAGACAACCUUGAGUAAAUGAAACCAAAAUAGAUGUUGUUGAAACAAACAUGGUUGUUGUAAAGGUCAUGCAGUGGACAUGUAGUUGCAAGCAGUGUUGCCAACUCCUCAGUAAGGAAAGUAGCUAUUGGCUGUCCUAAAAAUUUGCAUAAUUGGCCAUGUGCAUGUAAUUGUGAUGGAUGCUGUAGGAAAGAGGAAUAACGUCGUGGGAGAGACAAAAAAGUGAGUAAAAAAACACCCUACAUUUGCAUCCCGCCCUGAAUGUAAGCCAGGGCGGGAUCAGCCAGCUGCGGCUUCCCGUAUGCGCGAUUCAUUUGCAGUCUGGACGUGGAGGGGUGAACAUCUCCUGCUCUGACUGCAGCUGGGAGGGACUGCUACGUGAGGACUGGGCUGCCUGUGAGUGCUUUGGGACGUGGGUGGGGCCCACGGCAACACCCGUUGCUCGUUGAGAAGAGUAAGAACGAUACGUGCUUUCACGUCAGAGUCUCCAAUAACACCAGAAAAAGUUGCUAGAUUUGUCAAUGUCGCUUUUUUGAAAAUGUCUCGCUAGAGGAGUCUGAAAACUCGCUAAAUAUAGCGACAAAUUCGCUAAGUUGGCAACACUGGUCGCAAGAAGGUCAAUUUUUAUACCCAUAAUGCAACACACUUUGAAAGGCGUGACCAACGUUGGUCAACAUCUUGACAAACUUGAUCCACUCGAACAUGCCCAAGCAUAUUAAUGCCAAGUUCAAAACAACUGGGAAAUUGGAAGUCUCCGACUUUCGACUUCAGUAUGUUUAAGACAACUGGGACGAGCUCCGAUUAGGACAAAUUGUUUUAAACGGUAAUCUAACUCAGAAUUCCAAGUCGGGAACUCUGGCCUCUUUCUAGAGCUCCGACUUUCCUACCUGAAAAUCACUGACAUCAUGAUUUGACCGCAUUUUUUUCCAGAGGUCCCGGUUGUUUUGAAAGCACCAUUCAGUGCGUUCAAGACAACUGAGAACUCUGAAAAAACGAGCUCUGACUAGGAAAAAUAUUUUUGAAUGGUCAUCCAACUGCGAAGUCCAAGUCAGGAACUCAGGCCUCUUUCUCUUUCUACUAUUUUUGUUGUUUUUGCAGUUGCUAAGGAUGCCAGUCUUGGAGGAACAUAUGAAGGCACGGAGCCCAUGGGUCUACUAUGGAGCAUGCAGCCUGUUCCAGGGAGUCGGACAGGCCUCAGGUAACACACCUAUGGAAUUAAAUAUUGGCGGUCAAUUUUACAUAGGAAAAACACAUAAUUUAGGGUGACCAGGACCGGCUGGUCAAGUCAAAUAAACUCUCUCUCUUUCUCAGGAUAAGAAAGAUGGAUGUCCUCACUCCUAGUGUGGUACACAUCUCUGUGUACAGUGGGCACAUGACUGAGGGCUUCAGCAAGCAGUCUCCCCUAGCGACCGUUGUCACAGAACGAUGGUACAUGGCACCGGGUGUGUGCAGAAUUGACAUCAGGGAACAUGGGGUUCGAGGGACCCUCUUUUUACCCCCAGGUCCUGGACCCUUCCCUGGGGUGUUGGAUAUGUGGGGAGGAGGUGGGGGGCUGGUGGAGUACCGCGCCAGCCUCCUUGCGUCACAUGGUUUUGUUUCCAUGGCGCUAGAGUACCUUUCCCAUGACAAGAACAGAACCUCAGACAUCGACUUAAAAACCUACUUUGAGGUGAUUCUCAUACUGUGUGUGCCCGUGCAACCUGCGUACGUGUGUGUGUGUGUGCCUACACGCUUGUGCAUAUCUUAAUGUUCAGAAAUGGCCCUGAGAGGGCAGACUCCUCUCCUGUGACCAUUUAUCCAGACUCACUGUUAUAUUACAUCACAUUGCAUCCAUAUACCUCACAUUGCAUCCGCUACAUUGCGUCCUACAUUGUAUUCUUAUCACUUGAACUUGAGCUCUAUCUCUGUUGUGUAGAAAGCAUUCAGGAUUGUGCAGGAGCACCCCCUGGUGAUGAAGGACAGAGUUGCUCUAUUUGGUCUCUCCUUCGGAGUGUCAGUCACCCUCACCUUGGCAGCCUACUCCAAAGUCAUCAGCGUGAGUCUCCCUCACACUCUCCUCUUCUUCCUCCAGAUUGGAGCUUUGUCUGUAUAGUGUGAAUUCAGAUUCAGAAAGCUUUAUUGUCCCAACACUGACCAUGUGUAUAAGCUUAUGAGUUUGUUUAGUGUGUAAACAAUAAAUGCUGUGUGUAUUCCAGCCCAGAUGCUGUGUGUGUAUCAGCGGGAGUCACGUCCACCCGGUCAACAAGUCAAUCCACAAAGUGUUUACGAAGAUAAACGAGUGAGUGACAACCACCAUGUGUGAAUGAAAAAUAAACCCAGAUCUGUUCAAAGUGAAGCUGUAAAGUACUGUGAUUAUGAAGCUUGUGACAUGCAUUCCAAAUGAAGAAAUAUAAUAAAAUAUAAUUAUUUUAUUGCCAGGGACGGAUAUAAGACCCAAUUUGAUGAAGAGGGCCGUGUGGUCUGGAGAGACAUCAUUCUGCCUAUCCCAACCGACCCUGGAGAGAAAGUGGAUGUAAGUCAACACACACACAAACACACACAGUGGGUUUGUUUACUCAUUGCUGAGUCUUCUGACAGAUUGGGAGGAUAAAGUGUCCAUUGCUGUUGGUCGUCGGGGAGGAUGAUCAGAACUGGGCGACAGUGGAAUCUGCAGAGGACGUGAGUACAAACACGAUUAAAAUCUUCUUAUGAAAUCAAUAAUUGUCAUUGAUGCUGAAUGUGACCUCUGACCUGCAGAUGGCCCAGAUGAUGCGUGCAGCGGGUAAUGAGAACCUACUGACCAUUCUAAAAUACCCUGAUGCUGGACACCUCAUUGAGCCGCCCUACACACCCCACUUCAGAGCCAGCAACUUCAUAGUGCCUCAAACACGACAGAAAGGUACUGUACACACACACACAGCUCACACCUAUAGUAUACACAUCUGAACUAAGAUAUAUGUAUAACCAAUUCUUUACUCGCAAAGUAACUAAUGAUUGUGUGUGUGUGUUGCAGUGAUCAUGUUGUGGGGAGGGUACCCAAAGCCGCACGCCGUUGCUCAAGAAGACUCCUGGGAAAAGAGCCUUGGCUUUCUACGGCAACACCUGUACCCCAGCCAUGACUCUGGCCCUAAGGCCAAGCUGUGAUGUCACACCCGAGUAGCCUCCAGGACCGAGUAUGAUUGACUAAGCUAUAACUUUAUGUACUAUUUUAUAUGUUAAUGUAUUUAAUUUGUGACAAGACUGAAUGCUUGAAUGAGAAAGUCGUCCGACCAGUGGACACAGCUGUAGAAUAUAAAUUGAUGGCUGAUGGUGAGUGUCCACAGUAGUGGGUCAGAGUCUCUCAUUCACUGUACUGUAGGAGUUUCAAGCUGCCAAUAGUAUUAACACCUGUGCCUAUAACCUAACUGCCAUAGUACACAGAUGACUGAUUCUAUUUUUUGAUUAAUGAGGAAAUAAUAGGAAAUGUAUUGUCUAUGAUGUUUAUAAUAAAUCAGGAAGAAUAUGAACAAUAUCUGUUGUUAUUGAGAGCAUU
Messenger RNA from Coregonus sp. 'balchen', 4635 nucleotides. NCBI's taxonomy places the organism in Eukaryota, Metazoa, Chordata, Actinopteri, Salmoniformes, Salmonidae. The record is from the annotation of a GenBank genome assembly.